Messenger RNA from Camelina sativa (false flax), 545 nucleotides. RefSeq names its product small ribosomal subunit protein eS27y. The record is from RefSeq and is a predicted model, not a curated record. Gene Ontology annotation, molecular function: structural constituent of ribosome. Gene Ontology annotation, cellular component: ribosome. Lineage: Eukaryota; Viridiplantae; Streptophyta; Magnoliopsida; Brassicales; Brassicaceae. Gene Ontology annotation, biological process: translation.
GUUAAAAAAGACUUGUGGUGGUUUAUAUAUAAAGGCGUUAAAGUAGUAACCCUAGAAAUCUCUCUCGCCUGUUGUUGCCGUUGCUGCUAUCUUUCGCCGUCGUCUCUUGAGAUUCUUGCGAAGAUGGUUCUCCAAAACGAUAUCGAUCUGCUUAACCCACCAGCUGAGCUUGAGAAGAGGAAGCACAAGCUCAAGCGUCUUGUCCAGUCUCCAAACUCCUUCUUCAUGGAUGUGAAGUGCCAAGGCUGCUUCAACAUUACUACAGUCUUCAGUCACUCGCAGACUGUUGUGGUGUGCGGAAACUGCCAGACAAUUCUGUGCCAGCCUACAGGAGGAAAGGCGAAGCUCACUGAAGGAUGCUCUUUCAGGAAAAAGGGAGAUUGAUUGAAACAAUCCUCAAAUCAAAUCAAGCCUUGUUACUUUUUCUUUCGUUGUUGUUAUGAAUGCUUGUUGGUGUUUGGGAUUUAUCUAGUUUACUACUACUAUUGAUGUCUGGAUUUUAUAAAAAGUUUUGGAUUUUAAGUUAAUUGUUUGAAGAAUUAAAA